GUGGAACUUUCCCAGCCAUGCAGCCAUGUCUCACCCUUUUUUUUCCAUGGCAACGAAGCGCUAGAAACUCCAUUCUUUAGCCAACUUCCAACCACCACCACCACCACCCCAUCAUUCCCACCUUCCAGCCCAGCCCAGACGUUUGGCCGAGCAACGAAGCCAGACGCAAGGACAAGUCGUUCAGCCCUGGCCAUGUCAUAGUACAAUACCGUGUUAGCAGGGCCUUAAUAGUCAUUCGUUCUAAUUUACAUACUGCUGUUAAUAAUACUAAUUAUACUGCGCCCCUCUCCUCGCUUUACUUUCGUUUCCUCUUCGAGCCCUCAUCGAGCCCUCAUCGCCUGGGCUCCAUGAGAUCAUCGGCAUAGCGCAAUCCCGUCCAAUAGUAACGACUACCACAUAUCUCACCCGCAUCAUUCGUUAUCCUCUACGUUUUACCCUCUCGCGUAUAAUCACGCCGAAUAGGUAUUAAGUAAAUCGCUCGUCGUCGCCGCCGACAAGAUGGGUGGUUUCGGGGACUUCACGGAUAUAUGCCACACGGCACCCUUGCCGUUGUGUCCGUCUGUCGGUCCCGUCACUUCCAUCUCGAGCGGUGUCGGCGUCGAAACCGACUGCUUCGCGCGAAAUAUCGAGCUGGCCAAUACCAUCAUCUUCCAGGGCGCAUCUAGUUUCAUACACAUUAUCGCUCUGGUCAUGACUAUAAUGAUGAUCUUACAUGUCCGAGGGAAAUUCACUGCCGUUGGUCGCAAGGAAAUCUUAGCCUUCUUCUACUUUUACAUGCUACUGUCGUUCAUAUCCCUCUGCGUCGAUGCCGGUGUUGUUCCUCCAGGCUCCGAACCUUAUCCAUACUUCGUUGCCAUACAAUCCGGUCUCACGUCCGCGCUGAUCACCUGCCUAUUAAUCAAUGGAUUCGUCGGCUUUCAGCUCUACGAAGACGGCACCCCCUUGUCCGUAUGGAUGCUCCGGCUCUCCUCCUUUGCAGCCUUUGCUGUCUCGUUCCUCGUAUCGCUAGCCACGUUUAAGUCAUGGGCCGGCAUGGGGCCGGCAAAUACAGUAGGCCUAUUCACGGUUCUAUAUCUCCUGAACGGCGUACAACUCGUCAUUUACGUAGCUCUGCAGAUCUUGCUCGUGUCCCGGACCUUAGAAGACCGUUGGCCGCUAGGAGAUAUCGCCUUCGGCCUCUUCUUCUUCAUUGUGGGGCAAGUCAUAUUAUAUGCGCUCAGUUCCACGAUUUGCCAAGCGACUAGUCAUUAUGUUGAUGGCUUGUUCUUCGCAACAACCUGUAAUCUGCUUGCCGUCAUGAUGGUUUAUAAGUAUUGGGAUUCGAUCACGAAAGAAGACCUCGAGUUCUCCGUAGGUACACGGAUGAAUAACUGGGAAGUGAAAGAGCUUCUUCCCGAGGAAGAACGCCGUGCUACUGUCUAUAUGGACGAGCCUUACGGUCACUCUAGCCCUUACGACCAUUCCUCCUCUCCUUCAAGAAACCGAAUGUCCCGCUAUUAGUUGCCCGGUAUUGCGGAAUCUUCGCACGGCGAGAAGGAAGAAUCCGAGAGAGAAGAUUGCAAGAAAGGAGAGAUUAUCUGCGUCGAGGUGACUUGAAACGUUCAGAAGUACGUUGCAUUUGCGAGGCGUCUUGGUUUGGCUGGUGAGCUUAUGUGGGUUCCAUUGGAGCAGUAGAUGAACAUAUUCAAUAUCAGGGUGUUGGCACUUGCAGCGAUUGCAGGAUUAGGAUUGCAUGCUUAAAAUGGGUCUGAUGUGGAAACUGCAGCGACGACCGAAGUCGAGUAAUAUACCUAUAUAUUGUACAUACCGAGUAUUCAACUAACACGAAUAUACGAAUCUAUUUUG
Messenger RNA from Daldinia decipiens, 1845 nucleotides. Its product is annotated as chitin synthase export chaperone. Gene Ontology annotation, cellular component: endoplasmic reticulum membrane. The transcript has 3 exons. The record is from RefSeq and is a predicted model, not a curated record. The coding region runs from base 499 to 1500 and encodes 333 amino acids. Lineage: Eukaryota; Fungi; Ascomycota; Sordariomycetes; Xylariales; Hypoxylaceae. Gene Ontology annotation, biological process: protein folding.